Molecule: messenger RNA, 480 nt
Organism: Cotesia congregata
Lineage: Eukaryota; Metazoa; Arthropoda; Insecta; Hymenoptera; Braconidae
Source: the annotation of a GenBank genome assembly
AUGAUGAUUCGCCAGAGCAGUACGGUCUUCUUUGCUCCUAAACUUCUCCUCACAACUAUAUCUAUGCUGAUGCAGUAUAAAAUGUUUUUUGUUAUUAUUAAUAGUAUCAGAUUUGAGAAAGUGUUUAACAAGGUCAGACAUAAGAACUGGAAAAAGUUGGAGAGAUUGGUUAAGGACACUGUGGGAGUGGUUGACAAUGAAGAUAACAACAAGCUGGUAUAUAAUUAUUCUGGUGUUAGUCUACCUGACUGUGUCAUAAAUGUACUCAAGUUAUCUCCUAAAUUUGGUGUUGAGUUGGAGAGGAAAGAUAUGCCUAUUCCCACGCUCAUUAAGGACCUCGAGAUUAAGAUCCAGGGAGCGGAUUAUAGGGAAUUGGACAACAUCAAAAAUAAUGUGAGAAUGAGAGCACUGAAUUCUAUCACUAACUGCUGCAAUGGUGGUCGAUUUGAAAAGGACCAAAAAGUUCCUGGAAGAACAUGA